Jatropha curcas is the source of this 1769-nucleotide messenger RNA. Its product is annotated as protein PIN-LIKES 3. The record is from RefSeq and is a predicted model, not a curated record. Gene Ontology annotation, cellular component: membrane. Lineage: Eukaryota; Viridiplantae; Streptophyta; Magnoliopsida; Malpighiales; Euphorbiaceae. Gene Ontology annotation, biological process: endoplasmic reticulum to cytosol auxin transport.
UGCCGGAGCGGGGAAACAGGAAUUGUCGCUGGAGACAUUUCUUUUCUGAGAACUCGCUCUGGUAGUGUGCCUGAAAUGAGAUCGUAACCAUACACAAAAGCCAAAAAAGAAGAAGAAAAAAAAAAAAAAAUCACUCUGUUCUGUAGUUUUCUCUCUGAAAAUGCCAUUUGUCCACACAAAAAUCUGCAAUUAUUAUUUUUCUUGGAUUUUUCAAGCAUUAAUUAACAUUUCAUGGUGGAUUGUCCUUGUCUUUCUAUCUCAAAUUCUAAAAUCUGAAAUUUCCAUUAAUUGAAGUUUUGCAUUAUAAUCAGCUUCUUCACUGCAAAUGGCUAAACAGAUAGUUGGACACUUAACUUGGAUUCCUUUUCAUUGAUUCAGUACUAUAGUACCUAUCCGCUUUUGCCAUUGUUAGCCUUCCUUAAAGUGAGAAUCCAGAGCUAGGAAUUGAACGUUUCUAUGGGGCUUUUGGAUCUCUUUACUGCUGCUUUAAUGCCGGUUUUGAAAGUAUUGUUGAUUACUGCUUUGGGCUCAUUUCUGGCAACUGAUCGUUUAGGUGUACUGGGAGUGGAUGCGCGAAAGCAUUUGAAUAAUGUUGUGUUUUUCAUAUUCAAUCCAGCACUUGUUGGUAGCAACCUGGCAACAUAUAUUACGCUUAAAAGCAUGGAAACAUUGUGGUUCAUGCCAUUCAAUAUUCUUAUCACAUUUAUUGUUGGCUCAAUACUUGGAUGGUUGCUUAUUAGAAGUACUCGAGCUCCUCAUGAUCUAAGGGGCCUCGUGUUAGGAUGUUGUUCUGCAGGAAAUCUGGGGAACAUGCCUCUGAUAAUCAUUCCUGCUGUAUGUAAAGAAAGAGGCAGUCCAUUUGGAGAUGUUGAUGUCUGUUAUAAACACGGACUGGCAUAUGCUUCACUCUCUAUGGCAAUUGGAGCUGUCUACAUGUGGUCUUAUGUCUACAACAUUAUGCGUAUAUACUCGAGCAAUAACUGUGAAGGGGCCAAACUGGAUGACUUGACCAAGGUUGCAAAUUCUCCAGGAGAAACAACGGAAAACCUUUCAAAAUGUUCUGCAGGGCCACUGCUUCCUUUGAAAAAUCACUCACCCAAUGAGGACCAUACAAAUCAUUUUGAACUUGAUUGCACAGUGUCUGAGGAAAAGAGGUCAGUUGUAGAGAAGAUUAAGCAUGGUCUACAAAUGGUUAAAAAAUUCCAUUUCAGGAGAUUGUUUGCACCUUCAACAGCUGGAGCGAUUGUUGGAUUUAUAAUUGGUGCCAUCCCUCAGUUCCGAAAGGCUCUAAUUGAUGAUAAUGCUCCUCUCCGUGUGGUUCAGGAUUCUGUGUCUUUGCUUGGGGAGGCUGCCAUUCCAACAGUUACCUUGGUCGUUGGGGCAAAUCUUCUUAAAGGUUUAAAAGGCUCAGAGGUCCAGCUUCCAGUGGUCCUCGGGAUCAUAGUAGUUCGGUAUGUUCUGUUACCAAUUUCUGGGGUAAUAACUGUUAAAUCUGCAGUCUACUUGGGAUUGGUGAAGUCAGAUCCAUUGUAUCAAUUUGUUCUUCUGCUUCAAUUUGCACUUCCCCCAGCAAUGAACAUAGGUACAAUGACACAGUUGUUUGGAACUGGAGAGAGUGAAUGCUCUGUAAUUCUGCUAUGGACUUAUGCGUUGGCCUCAGUUUCGCUAACGCUUUGGUCAACGUUUUUCUUGUGGCUUGUAGGAUAGAUUUAAGUGCUCCAUAUGUAAGUAGUAGCUAAAAUUUUUAAUUCCAAACUAACUUUUUGUUU